Symbiodinium necroappetens is the source of this 2991-nucleotide messenger RNA. The record is from the annotation of a GenBank genome assembly. NCBI's taxonomy places the organism in Eukaryota, Dinophyceae, Suessiales, Symbiodiniaceae.
AUGCGACCUCGGACCUUCCAGGCGCUCUUCACUCGAGCUGGCUGCUUCCGUGCCGAGGGCCGUCUGGCCGAGGCAGUGGACGACUUUGCCACAGCCUGCAGAUACGAUGCAACUCUCGCUGAUGCCAAGAAAGAGUGGCUACAAGCACACAAGGAAUUGGCCAAGGCGACCGGUGAUCAUCAACACUUCAGCAGAGUUGAAGUCCUGGCACUUGUGGCGGAGAUGAAUCGUGCUCAUACGGCCGUGCAGGAGGCGAUAAGUGAGCUCGGCCAGAGGCUGCUACUCGCCAUGAGGGAGAGGCAGAUGGAGCAGCACUUGCCUUUCCUGGCGGCGCACGAGCUCGUUCGGCAACAUGGCUUGCCAGCAGAUCCAAUCUUGGACUUCGAUCUGACGGCGGAGGCCUUUCAGGAAUUGCUUGGGCACUUCGAGGAUGAUGACGAGGUCAUGGAAAGCGCCCAGAGCAUGCUGCAUCCUCCAGGAAGAGGCGAUCCAGCCAGGGCUCGACAAAUUACAAUCCCGCAGAUCCUGGAGGCUCACAAGGUCAUGGUGCAGGAGUUGGAAACACUCUUGUCGCAGUUCAAGAACUUGUCUGCACAAGAACUCGAUCGCGUGGAUUGCAAGGCGUCGUCACGUAGUUUGCUCAUCUGGAGCAGUGCUGUGCUGACGCGCCCCGAGUUAAUCGAAGCCACCGCCGAGCUGCAGACGUACCUCGGCGUUUCCAGGCUGCAGCUGCAGCCAGAAGACGUGGAGGAGGCCAUACUGACGAACGAGAUGGAGCUGCAGAACGAUGCAGACUUCGUCAAGUGCAGCGAAGCUUUCCUGCAAGUGACAAACUUACUCUCGAUUCCACCGCCUGUGCCUCCUGCAUUUGGCCACUUCCAGGAAGAUCUGGCGAGCCUGAUGCAGGAACUGCUCACGGCCGCGGCGGAGCUGAGCAAGAAGUUUCACCUUACUCACAAGCUAGCACCAGCCGAGGGAGGCAGCCGAGAAGAAUUGAUCGAGAUGGCCGUUUCCUUCCUGAGCCAAACUGCUGCGAGGCCGGCGGCAGAGAAGGACAAGUUUCUGGCUGACAAGGGCCUGUCUCCGGAUGACAUCCAGGAGGCAUAUCGGCGCCUCGAGCAGCGUGGAAGUGGAGGUCCGGGUGGUCGCCAAUCUGGUCCCGGCCAGGGCCAUGGCCCCCAGCCGCCCGGUGGCCCGCAGCCGAGUGGGCCGCAAGCUCCCACCGGCCCCGCUCCGCCUAGCUCACCGCUGCCCCCGCGGCGACCGCAACUGCCUGCGCCGACCUACCCAAGUCCCAGCCCGGGCUAUCAGGCGAUGCCACCACCGUACCCCAGCGGUAGCCCUUAUCAGGCACCACCGGUGCCACCUUUCGCCAUGCCGCCCAUGCUGUACCAGGGAUACCCACCAGAACCUCCGUCUGGCGGGCCUUGGUGGGCUUGGCUUCUCGGGGGUCUUGGUGCAGGCUUGGUCGGGACCUUUUUGGUGAACCCCUUCAAGCCGGAGGACUUCAAUUUCUCGGAGGCGGCUUCAUGGCUCUCGGACGGGAGCCUUCCGGCGCCCAAAAGCGCAGAGCCGCUGGAGUCCGGCAAGUCUGAUCCCACCCCUCAAGCUGACGGAAAGGCAUCUCUGGAAGAGCUCCUUGCCUUGCUGAGAAAACAGAGUGAAGAGGCCAAAAACAAUGUCGAGAUGUGCGCCAAGACCUUGCAGACUACACAGGAGCAACACCAGAAGAUGUUUGCAGAGAUGCAAAAGGCUCUGCAGACUGUGGUGACGCAGAAGAGCUCCAAGCCGCAAACAAUGGAGCUCUCUGCCUCCACCAUCCAGGCUCUGGCAGCGAUGAUCCAAGGUGCAGGGUCCGACGGGACGAGCAGCAAGUCACUGCACGCUGUCGCAAGUGCACCUGCAUUGGCGACCAAAUGUUCGAGCCCGUCAGGCCCGGCAUCACCGGCACCUGCUGGCCAGCCACGCUCUGUUCGCGACUUCUUUGAUGCCACAAAUGGCUGUUUGCAGAAGCUGGUGGCAGAAAGCAACAGCAAGGCGGAGGCUGCCAAGUCGCUAAGCACUCUUGCGAUGGUCCUGUUGAAUUUGCUGAAAGAUCCCAGCUCUGAGAAGAACCGGAAAGUGAACACUUCCAGCUCUCGAUUCAGCGAGAUUUUCCGGAACAACAGUGCUGCCGCAAAGCUGCUCCAACUGGCAGGAUUUAAUUUCCAGCAUCCCAACUUCGUGUUUGGUGACCAGGCGGAACAGAACACGGAGGAUGCCCAACGCACCUUGGAACUCGUCCAAGACGCCCAAAGGAACUUGGACCAGACCUGGGCUUCCAGGCCAGAGCCCCAAGCAGUGCCCUUGGGAGAGGCUGCUCCGGCACCUGGAGCCGCCGCUUCAGCGUCAACGCCUGCACCUGCACCGGCGGCAGCCCCGGCAGCUGCGAGGCCCUGGGCACGGCCGUCGGCUGCACAACAAUGGGCAAGCCAAGCCCGAGACAUCCAAAGCGAGGAAGCUGCACAAGCGUCAACGUCCGCCGGAAGCAGUUCCGCCCCGCCUGGGCCAACACCAGCGCACCCUGCGGAAACCUUACCCCCUGCCAUAGCUCAUCCCGCGGAGGCCCCAGGCCCUGCAGCUCCCGUGCCGCAUCUUCCAAAUCCAACCCCACCUCUCCUCACGGGUCCUCCCAUGCAACAACAGCAUAUGCACUUACCCAUUGCUCAUCCAGCCCAAGCAGCUGCCGUCGUCACAGCAGCACACCCAGCGGAAGGUAUGUCACAGCCACCUGCACAGCCACAGCCAGCAGCCCAUCCGGCCGAAACCCCACAAGCAGCGCACCCAGCGGAAUCCCAGAAUCCUCUUGCAGCUCAAGCAGCACAUCCGGCAGAGGCACAUGCUGCCCACCCUGCGGAAGUGCCGAUGGUUCACCCAGCAGAGUCAACACACGCUGAGAUAGCCGCACCAGUCGAUUCUGGCGCAUCCGAAGAGCCUCAAAGCGGAGGUUGA